AUGGCUUCUAUAACGUCUUUGCCGCUACAUCUCGUCGCUGACAUCCUCCGUCUGCUGGACAAUAUCCAGCUUCUACCCCCCGUAGUGCUGAGCCACCGCAUCUUCUACUCUGCUCUGCUAGACACUCCGUCCCUACCCCUAGACAUACUCCGCUCCCAGAUCCCGGAGAACCUUUUACCUCUGGCCGUUGCCGCGUACACGUCGCAGAAAUCCGUCAGAGACCUGAACGGCCUUGACGCCGAGGCCUUCUUGACAAAGUGCUACGACUCUCCCCUCCAGAGUAUCGAUGGUGGUCUAUUGCACUUGUCCCUCGGCCAGGCUAUCCAGGUCGGACGCAUCGAUGAUGCCCUGUCGGAGCUGCGUGAGGAGUUUACCCUGUGCUCGCUACGUAGACUCUAUGGUGUAAACAGCGACGAGUCCAUCUCGGAUGACCAAGGUCUCUCUCCAGGAGAAGAGUACCGUAUCUCCCGGGCCCUAUACCGCUUCCAGAUCUACCGCAACCUCUUUCUAGAUAAAGAGGUGCUAGACAAGGAGCAAGACCUCUUCCCAUCCGGAUACGGCGACGACGAUUACCAAGACGAGGAAGAAGAAGAUACAAAGCCCGACAAGAAGCAAAAGAAGCUCUUUUUUGAUCGGCAUUCACCUUGGGUGAAUGAGCAGCUGGCCUGCGUGUAUGAUUAUCUCGAGACGAGACUGACCGGUGUUAUGCUGACCAUCCUGUCGGCGACUCCAGCCUAUCGUCAAGUUGUUGUCAAUGGCUUUCAAUGGGGUGAGAACCUGACGGAAUGGUUGACUGAGAAGACGCAGCUCUUUGAAGAGCAACGAUGCCUAUCUCUGGGUCUUCCUCGACUGAGCCAACUGCUCAAGUCUUCCACUUAUGAGGAGUGGCAAUGUUCCCUCGGCGAGGCAAGCACCCUCUGCCAGAGCUGUCUCGAAGAAGAUCUAGAAGAAUUCAACCGCGGCAAGAGACCCAACGAGAAACGUGGUGUCUGGCGUGUAGCCGACAUGGACCGCCUCGCACAAGAGGUCGACGCCGACGACGACGUGACAGACGACCACCCGCGACAGAUGUGGACAAAGGUAUACUAUGAUAGAGUCCACGAGAGGUUCCGUCUAGGCGACCAUGCCUUUGCACCCAUGAGGUUUGUAUAUGGACUGAGAGGUAUUGGGUAUGUCAUGUGGGAUGGUAAGAGAAUGGAGGACGAGGUGUGCAAGGGCACUGUGGACAAGGCGUAUAGGGGUGAUACUGUUUUCUGA
Fusarium vanettenii 77-13-4 is the source of this 1257-nucleotide messenger RNA. RefSeq lists its product as uncharacterized. The transcript is spliced from 3 exons. The record is from RefSeq and is a predicted model, not a curated record. NCBI's taxonomy places the organism in Eukaryota, Fungi, Ascomycota, Sordariomycetes, Hypocreales, Nectriaceae. Bases 1 to 1257 code for a protein of 418 amino acids.